Messenger RNA from Bactrocera dorsalis (oriental fruit fly), 1318 nucleotides. Its product is annotated as spore coat protein SP85. The coding region runs from base 266 to 892 and encodes 208 amino acids. The record is from RefSeq and is a predicted model, not a curated record. The transcript is spliced from 3 exons. NCBI's taxonomy places the organism in Eukaryota, Metazoa, Arthropoda, Insecta, Diptera, Tephritidae.
UUAAUCUUGUAGAAUCAAAGCUGUCUGGUUCUACACAUAAUGGUAACGACAUAAGAAGCAGCAAAAAUAUAAAAGUAUUUCAGACAAUCAAUUCACUAAAUGUAUUGAUUUAUCGAAAAUAAUUAAACAAGUGUUAAAACAAAGCUCAUUUGUUCUGCGAGGUCUUUUCAAGUAUAUAACAUCGUAGAAACAGUUGUGAAGCCAUCAGUUGAGUUCCACACUCAUAGUAAAUCGAAGCAAGCAGUUCGGAAAAUUUGGAAGAAACAUGAGCAGGAAUUUAUUUACACUCCUUUUCGGAGCUACGCUCUUAGUCGUCCUAAUAAUGAUGGCUGAAGCUCAGCCCGGUCCAGAAGUCCAAGGCUGGUGGCCCACAAGGCGACCAACUAGACCACCAACACGACCGACUAGACCUCCAACACGACCGACUAGACCACCAACACGACCGACUAGACCAACUUGGAGGACACCACCCACUUGGAGAACACCACCAACUCGACCGACUAGACCAACUUGGAGGACACCACCCACGUGGAGAACACUACCAACUCGACCGACUAGACCAACCUAUGGAACUUGGAGACCAACACGACCGACCUGGAGACCUACUCGUGGUCCCAGACCAGCAAGAGCAGUAACAACUGCAGCAAAAACUGCAGCAACAACUGCCGCACCACCUGCCUGCCCACGUAAGCCUCUCAGGUGUACCACCGCUGGUCCGUCAGUGUGUGUGCGCAGCCGAAAUGGAAAACUUUGUCGUCGCGUAGCUAACAAGUGCGUCUUACGUAACCUCAACUGUCAAUCAAAGCCACGCAACAAUUGGGUUAUUACUAAUCUGAAGGGAUGUUGCAAGCUUAAGGUAGGACAACGUCCUGUUAACUGCAGGAACCUAUAAGGAAACGAGUGCCGAACAAUCAUGCUUUAAAUUUUGGGAAUCGUUUAACUAAUUAAGAAAGUAUUUGGAAAUUUUAAAAGAUUUAGAGACAUUUGUUUAAAUAAAGUCAAAAAUUAUUCUUUCAAAAUAAUAUGUAUUUUACUCUUGUUUAUAAUGACGUGAAUUCUAACCUAUAUUUUUGGUAUAACUAUGGGUUCCGUAAAGUGACACUUAAAUUGAUAGGAGUAAAGCAGGGUUAUGUAUGAAAAAAACCAACUUUUAUAGUGGAAAUAUUCACUUAAAUUGGACUUAAUAAUUAAUUUUGAACUUUAUUGGUGACAACAAAAUUUUCUCGGUAGCUAUAGCAAAGAUUUCUGUGUGAAUGUUUGCCUUGAGUUCGUCAAUACUCCAGAGAUAAGAAGUCUGGGUUACCAGUAAAGAUCUCUU